Polistes dominula (European paper wasp) is the source of this 3908-nucleotide messenger RNA. RefSeq names its product cell division cycle and apoptosis regulator protein 1. Lineage: Eukaryota; Metazoa; Arthropoda; Insecta; Hymenoptera; Vespidae. Gene Ontology annotation, cellular component: nucleus. The record is from RefSeq and is a predicted model, not a curated record. Gene Ontology annotation, biological process: regulation of DNA-templated transcription.
AAUACAAAGUGUGAUUUGAAGUCUUGUAAGAUUAUUAUUCUAUGCUUGUAAUAUCCAAAAAUAUGGCGCCCGUGUGAAGGACGCUCAAUCGAGAAUACGGUUCAUUAGAGGAUUUAUAGAAGUAAAGUAAAACAAUAAUUAGAAAGAAAUGAGUAAUCUUUCACCAUUUGGUGGUGGAAAGAAUCCACCUUGGGUUCGUAAUGCUGGACAAGGAAUUCAAAAUAUUCAACAGCAAAUGUUAGGUCAAGCAAUGGGUACUAUUGGGGGACAACCUAUGGUUCAAUAUCAACAACAAACACAACAAGUCUAUCAACAAAGCUUGGGUUUACAACAGCCUAAUAUAACAAUGGCUUCAAUGGCUACUCUUGGUACUAAUUUACCAUCUGGAAUAGCUGGACAAUUGUAUCCACAAGUUGCUACUGUUUCUUAUCCGACUCCAAGAGCUUUAAAUACAAAUGCAUUUCAACAAUCUGUAGCUGGUGUACCUCAACAAGUACAACAAAAUGUACCUUCAUCAUCACCAAAACAAAGAGUCUUUACAGGAACAGUUACUAAAGUACAUGAUAAUUUUGGUUUUGUUGAUGAAGAUGUAUUCUUUCAAACAAGUGCUUGCGUAAAAGGUUCUAAUCCAAUAGUAGGAGAUCGUGUACUCGUAGAAGCAUCUUACAAUCCUUCCAUGCCAUUUAAAUGGAAUGCUACAAGAAUACAAGUAUUACCUAUGGUAAAUAAUAAUAACAAUACUAAUACACAACAGACAAAUCAAGGUAAUCGACAACAACAACAAGCUAAUCGGCCAUCAGGAACUUAUAACGCUGUACCUCCUCCUACAGAAAAUACAAAUAAUAGGUUUUCAACUACUACAACAAAUACAAAUAUAGCUAGUAACCGUAAUAAAGUUGGGAGAGUUAGGGAGAGAUCACCGCGUGAACGUAGGAAUGAAGAGGAAGAGAUUGAAAGAAAACGACGUCGAGAAGAAAGAAUUAGAGAACGUGAAAAAAAAGAAGAACGUAGUCCAUCAAGAACUAGAAGAAGUAAAUCUCCUAGACCUCGUAGACGUACCAGGGUAGUGCCACGAUAUAUGGUUCAAAUACCAAAAAUCGCUCUUGAUUUACCUGAAGCCGAUGUUCUUGAAAUAAGAAGACGCUAUCAAAAUAUGUAUAUUCCUAGUGAUUUCUUUUCGACUAACUUCAGAUGGGUUGAUGCUUUCCCACCACAUAUGCCAUUCACUUUAAACAAACCUUGCUCUUUUCAUGUUAUGCACAAGGAUGUAGAUCCAUAUGUAGAAAAUACUGCAGUACUAGAGCCUUCUGAUGCCGAUUACCUCUUUUCUGCAAAGGUUAUGCUGAUAUCAAUGCCUGCCAUGGAAGAAAUUUAUAAAAGAUGUUGCGGAGUCUCAGAGGACAGAGACCCAGAUCGUGACUAUAUACAUCCCACACGCCUUAUAAACUUUUUAGUAGGCUUACGAGGUAAAAAUGAAACAAUGGCUAUUGGUGGACCAUGGAGUCCUUCCUUGGAUGGGCCAAAUCCCGAAAAGGAUCCUUCGGUAUUGAUCAGAACGGCUGUCAGAACCUGUAAAGCACUUACAGGGAUAGAUUUGUCCAGCUGCACUCAGUGGUAUCGCUUCCUGGAACUCUACUACAGACGUGCAGAAACGACCCACAAGUCAGGGCGAGUGGUGCCCUCGCGCGUUGAAACCGUGAUACUAUUUCUCCCAGAUGUAUGGAGCUGUGUGCCUACCAGAUUGGAGUGGGAUGGGCUACAACUCAACUAUAAGAAACAACUGGAACGAAAAUUGCUGCGUGCUGCCUCUAACCCCGACGAUUUGGAUGCUGCCAAUGACACUGAUGAGGCUGCCGUCGCUGAUCAAAAGGAUGAAAUGGCACCAGAAAAGAAAGAUCCAACCCAUUAUUCUCAGUUGGACCCAAAAUCUAUGAAUGUGAAUGAUUUACGUCAAGAAUUGGUUGCACGAAAUUUAAGCUCUAAGGGGCUAAAAUCGCAAUUGCUUGCACGUCUUUUAAAAGCCAUCAAAUUAGAACAGGCUAAAGAAGAAGGCCGCCAAGAUGACGUAGAAGAUAAUGAAGAUACAUCACCACCUCCAAAAGAGGAUGACGAAAAGAAAUUCAAGGAAAAUAAAGAUCAUGACGAAGAUAAAAGAAAACUAUACGAACGUGAACGAGCCAUACUUGAGAAAAGAUAUACACUACCAGAAUCUUCUCACAUUAUUGUUCAUCCAUCUAGAUCAGCAAAAAAUGGAAAAUUUGAUUGUACAGUUAUGUCAUUGAGUGUUUUACUCGACUACAGACCAGAAGACACGAAGGAACAUUCGUUCGAAGUGUCUUUAUUUGCCGAAUUAUUUAAUGAAAUGUUAAUGCGUGAUUUUGGUUUUCGCAUAUAUCGAUCAUUAUGCAACUUGCCUGAAAGACCUAAAGAAAAAGAUGAAGAUAAAAAAAAGGAUAAAAAGGAUGAUAAAAGGGAUGAGAAAAAAGAUGAUAGAAGACGUGAAGAUGAUAGAAAAUGUAAUAAUAAGAAAGAGGAAAGGAGAGAUGACAAAAAAAGGGAAGGUAGUAAAGAUAAAAAAGAUGAUAAAGAAGCAAAGAAUAAAACUGAUGAUAAAGAUCGAGACAAAGAAAAGAAUGAUGAUGAAGAUGAUGAUGAUUUCGAGGAAUCUGAGGAUGACGAUUCGGUUAAAGAUGGUAAAAAAGAUAAAGACAAAGAUGGAAAAAAGAGAAAAACAAAACUCUACACAUAUGAUCCAUAUUUACUUUUAUCUUUUGUAUAUUUUGAUCAAACACAUUGUGGAUACAUAUUUGAUAAAGAUAUUGAAGAACUUAUUUAUACAUUGGGAUUGAAUUUGUCACGAGCACAAGUACGUAAAUUAGUACAGAAAGUGGUUACCAGAGAUUCCUUGCAUUAUCGAAAAUUAACUGAUAAAGCUAAAGAUGAUAAUGGAAAAGAUGAAAAAGAUGCAGAUAAAAGUGACAAUGGAAAGACUCAGAAUGAAGAAGAUUUAUUACGUUCAUUGGCUCUUGGUAACAAAAAAUUAUUACCUGUGUUUGUAUCAAGUGGACCACCUUCUAAACGUGCUAGAAGAGAUGAUAAAUCAACAGGAAUAACUGAAGAAGAAUCGAUACCAGAAGGAUUUGUUUUAUACAAAGGUUCUUUAUUAGACGUUGAGAAAUUAAUUGGUCAAUUAAAAAGAUCUGAAAAAGCACGUGUAGAUACUGAAAAUCGUAUGAUAGAAUUGCAAAAUGAAUUAGGAAUUGUUAAUGAAAAAUCAGCAAAACAAGGAAACAAUUUAAAAGGUUUAUCCGAAGAUUUAAAGAUUUACAAAGAUAAAUUAAGAUGUACAGAUGAAAAACUUAAGAAAGUAUCGACUGAAUGUAAUAGUUAUUUAACUGCAGUAAAAAAUAUGUAUCAUAUAGCUUCUAAAAUGAUGCAGGGUGACAACAAAAAGGUAGAAGUUGUAGAAAUACAAGAUGAAAAAAUUGUAGCUGAAGUUAAUGGCUCUGAGAUAGAAAAUAAAUGCAAAAUUGAUACACGAUGGGGUGAUAGUAAAAGUGUUGUAAAAGAAGAAAUUGAAAAGGAUAAUAGAAAAUGUGACAAUAAAAUUUCUAAUAGAAAAGAAAUUAUGGAAAGCGACAAAGAGAAGAAAUAAAAUGGAUAUUGUUAUUAAUAAUGAUAUACAUAAAAUACACAUUGGGACAAUUUCAUAAUAAAGUAUGAUUGUGUUCAACAUUAUUAGAGAACAACUCUAUAAUAUUAGAAUUUAACUUUUCACAUGUGAAAGUCAGUGGAUAAAAAUUCAAUUUCAUAAAAAUUUUGCAUAAAAAUGGCAAAAUAUAGGAAAAAUUCUUGUUAUACUAAACGACUGAUAUAUAAUUAAUCAAAUGUUUAGUGAUUAAAAUAAU